Acanthocheilonema viteae is the source of this 717-nucleotide messenger RNA. NCBI's taxonomy places the organism in Eukaryota, Metazoa, Nematoda, Chromadorea, Rhabditida, Onchocercidae. The record is from the annotation of a GenBank genome assembly.
AUGACAAAGAGAAUAUCCCUCUUAAAUUUCGAAAAGGGAAGUGCUAUUAUUCUGGUUGAUGGCACCACAAUAUGGGUAUUUUCGGGUGAAGCUGUAGCAACAGAAAGAGCAGUAGCCAGCCGUCGUAAUUUGCUGAACAAAAAAGAAGCACCACCGAGUACCAUAAAGGAAUCAUCGGAAUCAUCACAAACAAUUGACGAUCAGGAUUCUGAUAAAGUUGUACGAGUGGAUACGACUCUUAAACAACAGCGAAGGGCGACUGGAAUGAGCAGCAGUAUGGGCAGCCCAUUACCAGUUCAAAAACAAGAAAUCGUUCGCGUAACACAACAACUAUUGGAUGCUAUUUCAUGUAAGGACUAUGAGUCCUACUCAAGGCUCUGUGAUCCAUCGAUGACAUGCUUUGAGCCGGAAGCACUUGGUAAUCUGAUUGAAGGAAUGGAUUUUCAUAAAUUUUACUUUGAUAAUAAUAGUGGAACACGCGGACCAAAAAUUCACACAACGCUGCUCAAUCCGAAUGUGCAUCUAAUGGGUGACGAGGGUGCAUGUAUCGCUUAUAUUCGUUUGACGCAGUUCAUUGAUAAGAAUGGUGAUGCACGAUCAAGGCAGGCACAGGAAACACGCGUGUGGCAUAAACGUAAUGGACGAGGUUGGGUAUGCGUUCAUGUUCAUCGAACCGGUGCACCAUCUUCCGUGAAUACGGCUGACUCUCAUUUCUAA